Molecule: messenger RNA, 1191 nt
Organism: Boeremia exigua
Lineage: Eukaryota; Fungi; Ascomycota; Dothideomycetes; Pleosporales; Didymellaceae
Product: P-loop containing nucleoside triphosphate hydrolase protein
Exons: 2
Coding region: 178-1134 (318 amino acids)
Molecular function (GO): GTP binding
Source: RefSeq, a predicted model, not a curated record
AAACAAUACUGGGCCUUAUGCGGUCAAUACAGCCACCAAUAAAUCGUUGCAUGAACCGAAGCAGUAGACUGAGAAGGACGGAAACGUUUUGAACUCAUCUUAGAGUUUCUGUUUCUAUCCACCCUAAGAAGUUGACAGCUAGAACAGAUGCAUCAUUCGUGAAGCUUUCAGUCUAUUAUGGCUCUAUCAAAUCAUGAACUCGAACGCAGUAUGAUUUUGGUCAUGGGUGUGACAGGUUCGGGCAAAAGCUACUUUAUCAACAAGUUGGCGAAAGGCUCUGUUGUGGAAGGGCAUGGCGUACGAUCUGAGACGAGUGACUGCCAGAUUGUCCAGGUAGCUGUUGGUAGUGAUGUCGUCGCUCUCGUAGACACACCUGGCUUCGACGAUACGCAGCGGUCUGAUUCCGAGAUCUUGGAGCAAAUUGUCGAAUUUCUCUGUGCUCAAUACAAGCUCGGUAUUCCACUCAAGGGCAUUAUCUACAUGCACCGGAUUACGGACAACAAAAUGUCAGGUUCAGCUCGGAGAUACCUGGAGAUGUUCACGCGCCUGUGUGGAGAUAGAAAUCUGGAGAAUGUGGUCCUCUUGACAACCAUGUGGAGCGAACUCAAAGAUCAAGGAAAAGGCAUGGAGCGAGAGCGUGAGCUCCGAAGAGAGUUUUGGGAUGCAAUGGAAAGUCGUGGUUCAAAAAUCCGGAAGUUUGAUGGGACUCAGUCUAUGGCAUCUGCACUUGUGCAUAGACUACAGCGUAAGCCGGAUAUUGUGUUGGAGAUCCAGGAGCAGCUGGUGGAUGAAGGAAGACAACUUGACCAGACGGAAGCUGGAAAACUCAUGGUCCCUCAGAUUGAGGUCGCAAUUGAGAAAUCCGAGCAGAAGCUUCGAGAUCUAAGCAAGAGAGGCAAUUUAGGCGUGGGACGUAGCCGCUCGGAGGUCAAGGAACUGGAACAGCAACGGGGAUCUCUGGUUGAGCAGCGCAAAAGGUUACAGUCUAGGCCUGGUGAAACGAUUUCAGAAAAGAUCGAAGGCCAACGCAAGCGAGACAGGAUGAUGAGCAAGCUUUCAAUCUUCGGUACAGUCCUAGGAGUGGCCUUAACUAUGACAGUGAACGUUAUUUUGCCACUGGUUGGAGUCAUAUAAUAAUUUAGACGAGCGUUUGAGGGUAAAACUUUUCGAUCAGACAUGCUACAUACAGUG